AAUAAGCGAGCGAGUAGUAACAGCGUUUUUGUUUGUGCGUCGUUACAAUCAAGGACACCUUCUGAGUUCUGAAUUCUGACCUUCGUACCCACCUACCGGUAACCAGACGCUUUCUUCCCUGGAACCGCGUUCACACUUGUACACCCUUGACCCUUCCUCAAUUCUAUUCUCCCCAGGCCACACCCUUUUUAUAUAUGUUCAGCCCCUUGCCAUUCUUGCGUUCACAUUCACAGAUUAUCCAUACAACACACAUUGACAACAAUCCCUCUCUCUCUCCUCCCCACCAAGUAGUAUAUGAAUGAAAUAAAUGUAGGUUCUCUGCCUCUCCCAGCCCAAGAGGACUACUCUUAUUUCUUCAGCUUAUUUCAAGACGUUCUCAACGAAAUGAACACCAACCCCACGGCGGCAACCACCACUGGAAGAAAUGUCGGUGACAAUUGGAGGAAAAGGAAAGUGAGUGAAGGGGAUAGCGCUGAUGAAGAGGAAAUAACGACGCCCAACAACAAGAAUAGGGUUAAAGAGAUUCUUUCUUCUUAUCUUUUAUUGGAGGAGCAAGAAAAAUUGGAUCAACAAGAGUGGAGCAAUGAUUAUCAGCAGGAGAGACAGAUUAUUGAGUCCAAUUACAAACAGAGGAGUCAAGCCAUGCUCGAUUAUUAUAACAAUUUGCAGGGUUAUUACUCUGAUUUGGAGGAGUCAGAUGACCAGCUGAGGACCAAGCGUUCCCGUCUCUCUGCUUCUGCUGUUGCUGCUGCCGCUGUUGCGUCCACUUCCGAUGCCACAAUUCGAGCUGGUGGUGGUGCCGCCACUGGUCACCACCGCCGGUUAUGGGUCAAGGAUAGGUCGCGAGCGUGGUGGGAUCGCUGUAACCAUCCUGAUUUCCCGGAAGAAGAGUUCCAGCGGGCGUUUCGGAUGGGGCGGGCUACUUUCGACAUGAUUUGCGAAGAGCUUAAUUCCGUUGUUGCCAAGGAGGAUACCAUGCUUCGUGCUGCGAUUCCCGUUCGACAAAGGGUCGCUGUCUGCAUCUGGAGAUUAGCCACGGGUGAGCCUCUUCGCCUUGUCUCUAAGCGAUUUGGUUUGGGUAUAUCAACUUGUCACAAGCUUGUUCUUGAAGUCUGUUCGGCCAUAAAGACUGUUCUCAUGCCCAAAUUUCUUCAAUGGCCUGAUGAGGAAAAACUGAAGAAUAUUAGGAAUGAGUUUGAAUCCAUUUCUGGAAUACCCAAUGUUGUUGGUUCCAUGUACACCACCCAUGUCCCAAUUAUAGCUCCAAAGAUCAGUGUGGCGGCCUAUUUCAAUAGGCGGCACACAGAGCGUAACCAGAAGACUUCUUACACGAUUACAGUUCAGGGAGUUGUCGACCCAAGAGGGGUGUUUACGGACGUUUGCAUUGGUUGGCCUGGUUCGAUGCCUGAUGACCAAGUUCUGGAGAAGUCCGCGCUCUAUCAGCGGGCAAAUGGAGGAUUGUUGAAGGGUGAUUGGAUUGUCGGGAGUUCAGGCUACCCUCUAAUGGAUUGGGUCUUGGUUCCCUAUACCCACCAACAUCUCACUUGGACGCAACACGCCUUCAAUGAGAAAAUUGGGGAGAUUCAAUGCGUUGCUAAGGAGGCAUUCACCAGAUUGAAGGGGAGGUGGAGUUGCCUGCAGAAACGGACAGAGGUGAAACUCCAGGACUUGCCAGUGGUUCUUGGGGCAUGCUGUGUAUUACACAACAUCUGUGAGAUGAGGAACGAAGUAAUGGGUCCUGAUCUCAGGUUUGAGCUUAUUGAUGAUGAAAUGGUCCCUGAAAGCAGACUCAGAUCAGUGAGUUCAAUGCAGGCUAGGGAUAACAUUGCUCACAACCUCCUACACCAUGGCCUUGCGGGCACCACAUUUUUCCAAUAGUUAAAGGUCUCCCCUCUUUGUUUUGGUCCUUUGAGAUUGCAAUUCUUUAGGAUACGGCUUUUAGAGUCGUGUCUUAGAAUAAUUCAAUUAUAAUCCAUUAUCAUUUGUUGAAGAGGUUUUUUGUAAAGGAUUCAUUUGCACCUCCUACAAAUAGAUGGAUGAUAUUUUUAGCUGGUAUAUCAUGUAACUUAGUUCCCAUACUAAAUUACCAUUUAAAGAGAUUUGAGAAUCCAAUAUACUUUUCAUGGUAUGUGAUCCUUUUUUCCCA
Messenger RNA from Nelumbo nucifera (sacred lotus), 2146 nucleotides. Its product is annotated as protein ANTAGONIST OF LIKE HETEROCHROMATIN PROTEIN 1. The record is from RefSeq and is a predicted model, not a curated record. NCBI's taxonomy places the organism in Eukaryota, Viridiplantae, Streptophyta, Magnoliopsida, Proteales, Nelumbonaceae.